CUGAACCGCACUUGGUUCGCGCUUUUACUUUACAACUAGCGAUGUCCCCGUUGGAUUCAAUGUGGACAGUCUCGGACCUCGGUAGACCAGCGAGGCACUAUCUCAGCUGACAGCUACUUCUGUAGCGCCUCUGGGUAUGACGGUUUCUCUCCAAGCUUUCCACCACUCCUUGACUCGGGCACGCAAGGUCAUUCAAGUCAGUGCCAACGAGGAAGAACACGAGAAAACCGAUUCGUGGUCCAACCGUGAUCUUAUUCCUUUGCCACCCCAGUAAGUCACUCAAUCAGAUUCAUCAACGGUGGUGUCGGAUACACUCACUCUCACAGACGAAGGACCUGGGGUGCCUUUGAAUAUUACGGGUAUUGGUCUUUGAGUUCCCUUAAUGUUGCAGCAUGGCAAGCUCCCAGCAGUUUCUUAACCGAGGGUCUUUCCGUUGGUCAAACUAUGGCUGUUAUUCUCAUCGGACGUACAAUAAUCGGUCUCUUCUCCACAUUGGUCGCAUGGUGUGGUCUCCGCUGGCACAUUGGGUUCACCAUCCAAAACCGAUUCUCCUGGGGAAUGCGCGGAAGCUAUAUUCCCCUUCUCCAGCGCGUCCUCCUCAACUUCAUCUGGAAUGCUAUCCAAUGCUGGACAGGGGGGAAAUUGGUUGCCGUUUGUGUAACCGCCGUGUUCCCGAGCUUUCAGAAUAUCAAUAACACACAUAAGUUACCCAGAAAUACACCAGCGACUGCAACAGAAAUGAUUGGAUUCUUCCUCUUCUGGUUCUUCUCUAUCCCAUUUCUCUGGAUUCCACCCGAGCGAUUCCGGCGUCCUUUCCUCGUAACUUGUGUGUACUGCGGUGUAGCUAUGAUUUGUAUGCUGAUAUGGUCGCUCGCCGUCGCGAAAGGCGUUGGCCCUGUUUUUUAUACUCCGGCAACAGUCAAGCCAUCGCCAUCGAGUUGGACCUGGAACACUGCUUGGAUCAUGCUCAAAUGCAUCAACUCCACUAUCGGUGGCAACGCAGCUGGCAUGACCAACGGUUCCGACUUUUCUCGAUAUGCCAAGUCUCCCAGGCAGGCUUUGAGGUACAUCAUUGGGACAGUUACCUGUCUUAUUGGGGUUGGAACCUUGGUGAGUCUCGUCGGACUUGUGGUCACUGCAGCAGCACAGAAGAUAUAUGGUGAAAUCUACUGGAACCCUCCCGAUUUGCUUUUGAGGAUGAUGCAGAAUGACGAUGGGUCUAUCACCAGCUCGAAAGCCAGAGCUGGCGUUUUUUUUCUGGCCCUCGGAUUCUCGCUGACGGCUGGAUUCGAAAACAUUUGUGGCAACGCCGUCGCCGGCGGUAUCGACCUUGCUGGUAUUUGGCCUCGCUACAUCAACAUCCGUCGGGGUGCCAUCAUCACCUUCUUCGCAGCGUGGAUAUGUCAACCCUGGCAACUCGUCAAUCGUGCCACUACCUUCGUCACAGUUCUUUCCUCUUUCUCCGUAUUUUUGGCACCGUUGAUGGGGAUAAUGACUUGUGAUUACUUCCUCAUUCAUAAACAAAAGGUCAAGUUGAGUUGGUUGUAUGAACUCCGUGGGGGUUAUUUCUACCAUCAUGGUAUCAACUGGAGGGCUCUCCCAGUGUGGAUUGCCGGAUGGGCACCCACAGUUGGUGGAUUGAGCGUUACGGUGCAGAAGAAACUACUUUCGCCAAAGCCUUUAUUCCAUAUGUACUAUAUCUCUUUCUUCCUUGGAUUUCUCAUCUCGUUCAUCCUUUUCUAUGUUGUCAACUUGAUCUUCCCUCUCAAGAACUUGAACGAGACAGAUGGCACGGAUGUCUUUGGAGCUUUCACGGUCGAUGAAGCGAGGUUGUUGAGACUCUCACCCCUGCCUUCGACUGAGAAGGCUGGUAGUUGCCUUGAUAUUGAGCAAGUACCGACUGUUUCGAAAUGAUGAGAACUGCAAACUUGUCUACCUUUAUAUCCUUUUCAAAAUUUAGAUCUAUGGAGUUUAUGAGUCGCGCUAAAAAGAUUCUACACGUUCAUAUACCUACUAAAGGCCUCCCAUACUGGGCGCGUCGCGCUUCAUACGUACAGACGUCCAUCUCGCGGCUCAUAUGAUAACUCUAAUUUCCCC
Marasmius oreades (fairy-ring Marasmius) is the source of this 2097-nucleotide messenger RNA. RefSeq lists its product as uncharacterized. Bases 445 to 1914 code for a protein of 489 amino acids. The transcript is spliced from 6 exons. The record is from RefSeq and is a predicted model, not a curated record. Lineage: Eukaryota; Fungi; Basidiomycota; Agaricomycetes; Agaricales; Marasmiaceae. Gene Ontology annotation, cellular component: plasma membrane. Gene Ontology annotation, biological process: nucleobase transport; transmembrane transport. Gene Ontology annotation, molecular function: nucleobase transmembrane transporter activity.